UUCAACUCGACUUUAAAGAAGAAAAUAUGCCAGCAAAAGUUAAUAGAAGAUUGUAUAUGACACUAGCUAGAGUCUGUCCUGCAGGAAUACGGGUUCCUCUUGCCAUCGGACAACCUUCUCUUUGGUGCUACAAUCAAACGUUGACGGAUGACCUUCUCAUGUUAACUCAAACUCUAUAUACAAAUUUACAUGUAUCUGUGAGAACAGAAAGAAGAAGGGUAAGCCUCCAACGUUUUGCGUAUGUACUGAAACGCCUACCUCUCCAGCUGGGAACAAAUGCUUUCAACAGUGUUAUUCUCAGGUGUCUCCUUGACACGCGUCAUGAGGUGGACGCCGCAACAUCUUUCAAAGUUAUCAAUAUACAAAAAAGCUCAGUUCCAUUGAAGUUUUCUCGGAGCAAUCUACAUCAAAUGCCUGGAACCUGAUUUGUGUAUUCAGAAAGAGGCGGUUAUCAGUC
This is a messenger RNA of Trichobilharzia regenti, 457 nucleotides long. Lineage: Eukaryota; Metazoa; Platyhelminthes; Trematoda; Strigeidida; Schistosomatidae. The record is from the annotation of a GenBank genome assembly.